This is a messenger RNA of Lactuca virosa, 558 nucleotides long. NCBI's taxonomy places the organism in Eukaryota, Viridiplantae, Streptophyta, Magnoliopsida, Asterales, Asteraceae. The record is from the annotation of a GenBank genome assembly.
AUGGAUGAAGAUGAAAAACAAAUGCUUUCAGAGGCACGGGCUCGUUUAUCUAAUACAAAAGGCAAAAAGGCCAAAAGGAAGGCCCGGGAAAAGCAACUUGCAGAAGUUAGACGUGUUGCUUCUUUGCAAAAGAGGAGAGAAUUGAAGGUAGCUGGAAUUGAUAACCGGAAUUGGAAUGGGAAAAGGAAUGGAAUCGACUACAAUGCUGAGAUUCCAUUCGAGAGAAGGCCGCCACCUGGAUUUUAUGAUGUGGUUGGUGAAAGUUUGUUGAUUGGUGAACAACCUUAUAAAUUCCCGACCACGAUUGAGGAAAUUGAAGGUGAAAGAAGGGUCGAUACAGAGGCGUGUUUGAGAAAACAGGGCAUUGAAAGGAACAAAAUAGCACAAAGGAAAGAUGCUCCAUCAACUAUACUUUAUGCAAACAAACUCAAUGAUUUGGAAUCCGUUAGAAAAAGGCCGAAAAUCAAUCUUGCGACACCACGAAUUUCAGAUUAUGAGUUACAUUAUAUCGCAACAUUCGGUCUUCAAUAUUUGAGCCAUGGAUUUUCAUCUUUUUAA